Messenger RNA from Cordyceps fumosorosea ARSEF 2679, 456 nucleotides. RefSeq lists its product as hypothetical. The transcript has a single exon. Bases 1 to 456 code for a protein of 151 amino acids. Lineage: Eukaryota; Fungi; Ascomycota; Sordariomycetes; Hypocreales; Cordycipitaceae. The record is from RefSeq and is a predicted model, not a curated record.
AUGCAGCACCGUGUUUAUCUGGCCAUCUCCCUCGGCGCGCCACGCGACCACCACGCCCUCUUCAUCCCGGACGAUGCCGCCGCGCCCGCCGACAGCCCCGGCCCAGGCACCGUCUUCCAAGCGGCCGGCUCCAUCCAGCACGGCAUGACCUUCGAGGUCAAGACGCGCCACCAGCCCGAGUCGUCGCCCGAGUUCCUCCGCCGCGAGUAUCUGGGCUGGGUCGCCGCGGCGGACCUGCCCCGCGUCCGGGCCGUCUGCGAGGCCGUGCCGCCGCCCAAGAAGCAGUUUGACGGAGCGAGGCGGCUGUUCCCCGGGGAGCCGCUCCGGCGGUGCCAGGAGUGGACGCGGGAAGCGGUCGAUGCGCUGGCGGCCGCUGGUGUUUUGCAUACGGAGCAGGGUGGUUCUACAAGUAUCGAAGGCCACGAAUCGGAGGGACGAGAAGGACGAGAACCCUGA